Messenger RNA from Manihot esculenta (cassava), 1611 nucleotides. RefSeq names its product serine/threonine-protein phosphatase 6 regulatory ankyrin repeat subunit B. Lineage: Eukaryota; Viridiplantae; Streptophyta; Magnoliopsida; Malpighiales; Euphorbiaceae. The record is from RefSeq and is a predicted model, not a curated record. Gene Ontology annotation, molecular function: protein binding. Bases 84 to 1430 code for a protein of 448 amino acids. The transcript is spliced from 12 exons.
UGGAACCUCCUCCUCUUCUUCUUCUCUACUCGCUGAAGCUCUCCGCAAAACCGCUUUCAACUUCUCACGUCUCUGGUUCUCCAAUGGCAUCCUCUUCAGGUGAUAAGAAACGUUGCCUUUUUCUUGAAGCGGCUUUUUCUGGAGAUCUCAAACUGAUGAAGACUCUGUCAAAGUUGCUUGAUACAUGUGAUGGUUUUUUAGCGAAAAGAGUGGAGAGCAUUAAGGAUCAUGAUGGUCGAACCGCUUUACACCUCGCUGCUGAACAAGGAAAAGCUAAUGUGUGCGAGUUUCUUAUCGGCGAAGUGAAAAUGGAUGUUAAUUUGAGAGAUCGAAAAGGUAAUACUCCUUUACAUUGUGCAAUUCUAGAAGACCAUUCUCACAUUGCUGUUAGUCUUCUUGAGAACGGUGCAAAUCCCAAUGCAGCAACUGGACAAAAGUUUACUCCUUUACACUAUGCUGCAAAGAGAGGAUGUAGGAAAGUUUUACAACUUUUGAUUUCAAAAGGUGCUGAAAUUGAUGCACAAGCAGAUUCUGGCACACCAUUGCAGGAGGCGGCAAGUCUUCGCAUGGAUGAGGCUGUUAAAAUUUUGUUAGAUAACAAUGCAAACCCGAACUUGACAUUCCGUCAUUUGUUUUCACCGUUGCUGUUAUCCCUUUGUGCUGGUUCCAUUGAAUGCGUGAAGCAACUUCUUAAGGCUGGAGCUGAUCCAAACAUGAGAACAGUCGGACCUACACCUUUAGAAUAUGCAGCUUCUUUAGGAGACACAAAAAGUAUUAAAUACUUGUUGGACGAGGGAGCAUUACCGAAUAUGGCUAGUAAUUUGGGUCUAACACCAGUUGAAGUUGCAGCGAGACAAGGUCACCAUACGGCUGUCGAGAUUCUUUUUCCGGUUACCUCUUCUAUUGCAUCAGUUGCAGACUGGAGCUGCGCUGGUAUAAUGAAGCACUUCCAAUCCAUAGAAGUUAAAAAAAAGUUGGAGCAGAGGAAGAAUGAACAAUUUGUGCUGUUUAAAUCAAAGGGACAAGAUGCAUUCAAUAGAAAGGACUAUCAUGACGCGAUCUAUUGUUACACUGAGGCCGAAUGUUUAGAACCCAUGGAUGCAAGAGUGAAGUCAAAUCGGAGCUUAUGUUGGGCUUGCUUGAAUGAAGGUUAUCGCGCUUUAGCUGAUGGGCAGAAAAGCCUCUUGCUAGAUCCCAAAUGGCAGAAGGCCUACUAUAGGGAAGGUGUGGGGUGGAAGUUACUGAAGGAUUUUGAGAAGGCAGCUGAUUCAUUUUACAUUGGGUGGAGGUUAGACGUGGGAAACAAGGAGCUUCUGCAAGCUUAUCGGGAGGCUAGGCAAAUGCAAAUUCAACAAGCUGCUGCUGCUGCUCCUGCUCGGGAGCCUUGCUUCGACGGUUGCUGCUGCUGUGCAAAUAGACAAAAUCUGUAGCUGGGUGACGCUGAAGUUCCCUUGUGUAUUUUACUUCUAUAUUACAGACUGUAUUUUCAACCUAAUUUUGAACAAUUAAUAUCAGCCAUUGUCUCGAAAAUGAACCAUCGAUUGCACCGCCUAGACAAACACAACACAAGCCACUUUUCUGCUUUUUGUUCCCAACGACAAUGAAGUUUGA